Messenger RNA from Brassica napus (rape), 1853 nucleotides. Its product is annotated as serine/threonine-protein kinase PBL35-like. Gene Ontology annotation, molecular function: ATP binding; protein kinase activity. The transcript is spliced from 6 exons. Lineage: Eukaryota; Viridiplantae; Streptophyta; Magnoliopsida; Brassicales; Brassicaceae. The record is from RefSeq and is a predicted model, not a curated record. The coding region runs from base 214 to 1677 and encodes 487 amino acids. Gene Ontology annotation, biological process: protein phosphorylation.
AUAGAUAGAUGACUCUAUAAAUAAAUAAGGAUGAAAAUGAUAGGAAAACUGCGUUUUGUAACAGUUGAGAGGUUUAUAAGCAAACAAACUCUCUCUCUCUCUCUCUCUCUCAUAGACAAUGAAUUCCCUUUUUUGACUAAAAUUCUCUCUAUCUGCUUUUUUUAAAUCUUACUUCUCUCUACACCAAAAUCGCUUCUUUCCUCAACUGGGAAAAUGAGUUUAGAUUCCGUCAAAGUUAUGGAGGAUUGGCAAUCCAACAGAUCCAAUGAGCUUUACAAGAGGAAUAAGAAGAAGAAAAAGAAGAACAAUGUCAGAAACAGUGAUGGCCAAGAAGAAGAAGCAAAUGGGGGUUGCUGGGUCAAAUUAAGGGUCAUGCUUUGUUGCGUAGCUUCAACAUCAGACGUUCACAGCUCUCUCAGCCUCUCCACAACCACUGUGGGAAGUAAGUCUCCAAUUUUGAAAUCUAACGAUCAACCGGCUGGCCCUGUUUCUUCUACUACAACAACCAGCAAUGCAGAAAGCUCUCUGUCCACUCCAAUGAUAAGUGAAGAACUUAAGAUCUAUUCUCACCUCAAGAAGUUUUCUUUCCUUGAUCUCAAGCUGGCAACUAGAAACUUCAGACCGGAGAGUCUUCUCGGGGAAGGUGGCUUUGGUUGUGUCUUUAAAGGAUGGGUCGAGGAGAACGGCACCGCUCCUGUUAAGCCUGGCACUGGACUUACUGUGGCCGUCAAAACCUUGAAUCCUGAUGGCCUUCAGGGUCAUAAAGAGUGGCUUGCUGAGAUUAACUAUCUGGGUAAUCUUCUCCAUCCGAAUCUUGUUAAACUGGUGGGUUACUGUAUCGAAGAUGAUCAAAGGCUGCUGGUUUAUGAGUUUAUGCCUCGUGGGAGUUUGGAGAAUCACCUCUUCAGAAGGUCGUUGCCUCUUCCAUGGUCAAUUCGGAUGAGGAUUGCAUUAGGUGCUGCAAACGGUCUCAGUUUCCUUCACGAAGAAGCUCUGAAGCCCGUUAUAUAUCGGGAUUUCAAAACCUCAAACAUCUUACUAGAUUCAGACUACAAUGCCAAACUAUCAGAUUUUGGGCUUGCCAAAGAUGCCCCUGAUGAAGGCAAAACCCAUGUCUCUACUCGAGUCAUGGGCACUUAUGGUUACGCCGCUCCUGAGUAUGUUAUGACUGGUCACUUGACAUCAAAGAGCGAUGUUUAUAGUUUCGGUGUGGUUCUACUCGAAAUGCUGACUGGCAGAAGAUCUAUGGACAAAAACCGACCAAACGGGGAACACAACCUCGUGGAAUGGGCGAGACCGCACCUCCUUGACAGGAGACGAUUCUACCGGCUACUUGAUCCGAGGCUGGAGGGUCAUUUCUCCAUCAAAGGAGCUCAGAAAGUAACUCAGCUCGCAGCCCAAUGCCUUAGCCGUGACUCCAAGAUCAGACCCAAAAUGAGUGAAGUGGUCGAGGUCCUUAAACCACUCCCACAUCUGAAAGACAUGGCAAGCUCUUCUUACUACUUCCAGACAAUGCAAGCCGAGAGAUUGAAAGCUGGGUCUGGGUCGGGUCGUGGGUUCGGGUCAAGAAACGGGCAACUUGUGUUUAGGACACAGUCUAGUCCUCAUGGCCAAGCUGGUUCUUCACCUUAUCGUCAUCAGGUUCCCACUCCCAAGCCCAAAGGUGCAACUACUUAGUUUUGAAGCUAUCUCACAUUUCCUAAAGGGGAGGAUCUCUCUUGUAAUGCAUGGAAACGUCUAUUCAACCGAUGUAAAACAGAUAUUGUUAACCUAGUGUUUCUUUUGUCUAUUGUACUCUUUAACCGUUGCCCUAGUGAGGGUAAUAUUAUCACUAACUAUUGUGUUAGAAGUGA